Molecule: messenger RNA, 1873 nt
Organism: Balaenoptera acutorostrata (minke whale)
Lineage: Eukaryota; Metazoa; Chordata; Mammalia; Artiodactyla; Balaenopteridae
Product: vasculin-like protein 1
Biological process (GO): DNA-templated transcription; positive regulation of DNA-templated transcription
Cellular component (GO): nucleus
Molecular function (GO): DNA binding; RNA binding
Source: RefSeq, a predicted model, not a curated record
AUGGUGACUCGCGCCGCGGUCGCGCCUCUGCCGGGUCCGGCUGCCGGGGAGCUGGGGCUGGAACGCAGUCUCCUGGGCGAACUUCAAAAGUUGGUUCCCUUCGCCAAAAACAGGCUCUCGACACCCAAGCACUCACAGGAACCAAUGGGAACCCUGGGGGGACUCCAUCCAGGCGGGAUCGGCGGCGGUAGUCCUCCUCCACGCCAGCCUCCAAAGAGCGCUGCUGACCCAGCUCGCUCCCGGUGGCAUGACUUGAACUGGGUUCAGGAAGUAAACUUGGUUGGCUAUAACAGGAUGGUCCUCUCUGGAUCUGUGGUGCAGCAUGACUUUGUUCCUGCUUGGCUAAAUUUCUCAACACCACAGUCAGCUAAGUCACCUACGGCCACCUUCGAAAAACACGGAGAGCACCUACCCCGAGGAGGUGGUAGACUUGGAGUAAGCCGUCGUCGACAUAAUUCCUCUGAUGGCUUUUUUAACAAUGGACCUCUACGAACGACAGGAGAUUCCUGGCACCAGCCCUCCCUAUUCCGCCACGAUUCCGUGGACUCUGGUGUUUCUAAGGGAGCAUAUGCUGGAAUCACAGGGAACCUAUCCGGUUGGCACGGCUCUUCCUGAGGUCACGACGGCAUGAGCCAGCAUAGGGGUGGCACAGGGAACCAUCGCCACUGGAAUGGCAGCUUCCACUCCCGGAAAGGCUGUGCCUUUCAGGAAGAGCCACCUACAGAGAUUAGGGAAGAGAAGAAAGAUGAUAAGGUGGAAAAGUUGCAGUUUGAAGAAGACGACUUUCCUUCUUUGAAUCCAGAAGGUUGCAAACAGAAUCAGCCAUGCAGACCCAUUGGGACCCCUUCUGGAGUGUGGGAAAACCCACCUAGUGCCAAGCAGCCCUCCAAAAUGCUAGUCAUCAAAAAAGUUUCCAAAGAAGAACCUGCUGCUGCUUUCUCUGCUGCAUUCACCUCACCAGGAUCUCACCAUGCAAACGGAAACAAAUUGUCAACCAUGGUUCCAAGUGUCUAUAAGAACCUGGUUCCUCAGCCUGUACCACCUCCAUCCAAGCCCAGUGCGUGGAAAGCUAACAGAAUGGAACACAAAUCAGGAUCCCUUUCCUCUAGCCGGGAGUCUGCUUUUACCAGUCCAAUCUCUGUUACCAAACCAGUAGUACUGGCGGGUAUAGUUUUAAGCUCUCCCAAAGAGAGCCCCGCCAGCACCACUCCUCCAAUUGAGAUCAGCUCCUCUCGUCUGACCAAGUUGACCCGCCGAACUCCUGACAGGAAGAGCGAGUUCCUGAAGACUCUGAAGGAUGACCGGAAUGGAGACUUCUCAGAGAGCAGAGACUGUGAGAAGCUGGAGGAAUCAGAGGACAACAGCACACCUGAAGCAAAAGAAAAUGGAGAGGAAGGCUGUCAUCAGAAUGGUCUUGCUCUCCCCGGAGAAGACGAAGGGGAGGUCCUCUCUCACUCUUUGGAAGCAGAGCACAGGUUAUUGAAAGCAAUGGGAUGGCAGGAGUAUCCUGAAAAUGAUGAGAAUUGCCUUCCCCUCACAGAGGAUGAGCUCAAAGAGUUCCACAUGAAGACAAAGGAGCUGAGAAGAAAUGGCUUUGGGAAGAAUGGCUUCUUGCAGAGCCAAAGUUCUAGCCUGUUCUCCCCUUGGAGAAACACUUGUAAAGCAGAGUUUGAGGACUCAGACGACACGGAAACCAGUAGCAGUGAAACAUCUGAUGACGAUGCCUGGAAGUAGGCAUAGCAAUGCUUACUGUUAAAUCUGACCCAGUAAACUCAGCUUGUGUGUUUAGGGGUUAUACAGAAGAAAUCGUUCUUUUCCUUUUCUUUUUCUUGUGUUGUUGUUGAAUACUUCAUGCACAAGGGAAAUAAUCAUA